Messenger RNA from Penicillium concentricum, 639 nucleotides. Its product is annotated as Serine hydrolase FSH. The transcript is spliced from 3 exons. NCBI's taxonomy places the organism in Eukaryota, Fungi, Ascomycota, Eurotiomycetes, Eurotiales, Aspergillaceae. The coding region runs from base 1 to 639 and encodes 212 amino acids. The record is from RefSeq and is a predicted model, not a curated record. Gene Ontology annotation, cellular component: nucleus; cytoplasm.
AUGCAGACCGCAAAGAUCUGCGAAGUACUGGACGACCACGAGUUUGUGUUUAUCGAUGGGUCGGUUCCAACAGAGCCAAGUGAAGGCGCCACUGUCGUCACAGAUGAGUUCUACGGCUAUAUGCCAGAUGUCAUUUCCGAAGCUAGUCAAUGUCGAAAUCUACUGGCGGGAUUGGUAGAUUAUGUCCACAGCAAUGGGCCCUUCGACGGAGUGAUGGGAUUCUCGGAGGGAGGCAUUAUGGCGUCUAUGCUGCUUAUUGAAGAUGCCCGCCAUCCCUUUGCGGGAUUCAAAUGCGGCAUAUUUUUUAGCGCAGCCUUGCCCUUGGAUCCAGAUGUGGUCCGCACGGAAGUUCUACGUUGCAUCGACCCGGAAAUUGAUGGAGUCGUGCUCCAUAUCCCCACGGCCCUAAUAGUUGAGGAAAACCUUGUUCGUUUGCGGGGCCGGUCGCCCCUGGCAGCAUUGUGGUCCCAGGAGGAUUCUCAGGAGGCGCUAGUUCGGAUUUGCGACGAGAGGUUCCGCGAGGUGGUCCGACAUGAUCUAGGGCACCAAGUCCCCGGGUCCAAAUCAAUGGAGGGGUUUUUGGAGACUUUGCAAGCUAUUGAAAGGACCAUUGAGAGGGCUGGUGAUCUUUCUAGCUAG